AUGUCUUUUCCAUAAGCCUAACAGACAGAAUCUUCUCCUAAGAUUGAAUAAUAACCAGAAUUAUAAAAAUAAUCAUCAACAAAUUAUGUGAUGGAUGAAAAAGAGACUCUUUAAGUCGAAUAAUCUACUGAAAAAAAUAGCAAUUCUUAACAUUAGGAAGGUAAAGGGACUAUUUUGAGUUCUACAGCUAACAUUCUAAAGAGUGGAAUAGGAACUGGAAUCUUAUUCAUGCCUAGCACUUUUUAAGCUUGCGGGAUAGGUCUGAGCAUUAUUUUCAUGGUAGUUUGUGCUAUAGUCUGCUAUUUUUGUUGGUCUUUAAUAAGCAGGAUUAUAAGAUUCCAAGAAAGCACAGACACUAAAGAUCCAACAAAUAGAAAUCUAACACUGGAAGAUACUGCUGGAAAAUUAUAUGGAAAAAGUUUUAAGGUUUUUUUGUAAGUUUGUACUUAUAUCUAUGCUUAUUCUACUUGCUUUGGGUAUAGCAUAUUUAUUUAUUAGACUCUCUAACCAUUUAUUUCAAACUACAUGGUGACUAUGGCAAUAAUGUUUGCAUUCUACCUACCUUUAUCAAUGUAUAAGAAUAUAGACAAACUUUCUCUAUUCACUUAUAUAUGUCUUAGUGCCACAAUUAUUACUUUACUUAUCAUCAUAGGUAAAUCUUGCGAUGUGAUUAGCACUACAAACGUAAAUUUUGCCUCUCUAACAAAAUUCGAUUUUACUCAGCUGCCUUUACAGUUUGGUGUUUUUUCAUUUGCAUACGAUGUAAACGGAGUAUAUACAGAAGUGCAUGCUUAGAUGAAAGAUAAAAACUAAUUUAAUUAUGUCUUAAGAUACUACCUAAGUAUUUUUACUAUCUUAGGUAUCUUUAUUGGAACUAUGGGAUACAUAGCUUUUGGAGAAAAUACAUAAGCAGUCAUUUUCUAAAAUAUUGGAUCUAUGGGAGGAGUUGGCACAGCAUUAGACUUCCUUUACAGUUUAUCUAUUUUAGCAAAUAUUUUACUUUACAAUUUCACAAUAGUUAAGUUUUUUGACUAAAUAUUUAGUAAAUACAUUAUCAAAAGCUCUACUUAGAGUUUAAUUAUAUUUUAGCAAGUUUCUCUCAGAGCUAUUGUUUUUUUCUCAUUUAGCUUUCUAGCUUAAUAUGUAAACCAAAUUAGCAAUGUUUUCAACAUCUUAGGAAGUAUCUUCUGUACCAUUUUAACUUAUGCUUGUCCCUUACUUCUUUACAUUAAAGCAGUUAAAAAAUAAAAUAACAUCAUAAAAAAGAUUUAGUGUUUAGAUGUAGAAAAUGAUCAAAAGGAAUCAAAACCAUCAAUCGCCUUCUUAAACACUCAUUACAUUUACUACAUCUUAAGUGGACUUUGCUUUAUUUUUGGAAUCCUAGGUGGUAUUUCUGGUCUAGUAAGUACAAUUAUCUCAAUAUAGCAAGGAUCCUGA
This is a messenger RNA of Tetrahymena thermophila SB210, 1437 nucleotides long. Its product is annotated as transmembrane amino acid transporter protein. The transcript has a single exon. NCBI's taxonomy places the organism in Eukaryota, Ciliophora, Oligohymenophorea, Hymenostomatida, Tetrahymenidae. Gene Ontology annotation, biological process: amino acid transmembrane transport. The record is from RefSeq and is a predicted model, not a curated record. Gene Ontology annotation, molecular function: amino acid transmembrane transporter activity.